AUGACUACGAACCCGGCAUCACGGAAGACCACAAACCUGGUCGCCAACCCCAAUGUAUCCCUUCUUGUCCACGAUUGGGUCUCCCAUCGACCACCUACUCACGGCCGCCGACCAUCUGGUGGUUCUCCUGGCCCAGAGCACCGAUCGAGUCUCGCCUCACUCCUCUUGAACCUCAACACUUCAGCACUCUCUAGCAUCAGUGCAACCAUAGGAGGUGCCGCUCGUCUAGUGCCUAGCGGAACAGAUGAAGAAAAGUAUUACCGCGAGCAGCAUCUGGAGAACAAUACUUUCGAUGAGUCCGCGGCUCAGCCUUUCCAGCGGGACAACGGACCUGUCGAGGAUGGAGGCCGCAACUGCUUUGUAGCUGGUGAGGAAGUAAGAGUUGUUUCGGUCGAUAUCAAGGAUGUACGCAUUAGCGAUUGGAAGGGUACUGUAAGAGACUGGGCGAUCGUACCAGAAGGUCACCUGGUCAACGGAACUCAGCAAGAAUGA
Molecule: messenger RNA, 492 nt
Organism: Fusarium tjaetaba
Lineage: Eukaryota; Fungi; Ascomycota; Sordariomycetes; Hypocreales; Nectriaceae
Product: pyridoxamine phosphate oxidase
Exons: 2
Coding region: 1-492 (163 amino acids)
Cellular component (GO): cytoplasm; nucleus
Source: RefSeq, a predicted model, not a curated record